Messenger RNA from Alosa sapidissima (American shad), 1195 nucleotides. Its product is annotated as paralemmin-2. The coding region runs from base 246 to 1007 and encodes 253 amino acids. The record is from RefSeq and is a predicted model, not a curated record. Lineage: Eukaryota; Metazoa; Chordata; Actinopteri; Clupeiformes; Clupeidae. The transcript is spliced from 4 exons.
CUUAAUGGCUGACGCUUAGCGUUUGGAAUAAUUCAGGGAACAGAUUUAUUUUUUACCAAGUAAAUACUGAGCUGUUCCUUACAUCCUGUGGUUAUCAACUUAACAUCAUAUCCAAGGACAAAAUAAUCCACAACCUUUUGUUAAUGGAACCUAAAUCUCGUGAAAGAUUCCAUAUGCUUUACUGGGAGAAUAGCCGGCCGUUUCAACCAAUUAAGAUGUGACAGCUGUAAUCCAACAUAGUAUAUAUGGCAGGGCUCUGUUUGGAAAGAUUGACCAUGGUGACAGAAGACAAAUCAAGGGAAGGCAACAUGGCCAAAAGCACAAAGACAUCAAAAGUGACAAAAUUUUCUGGUGCCAUAACUGGGGGCCAUCGAGAGGUGACCCAGAGGACUGCAAGGCUUUAUGACGACAGGGAGAAGGUGAUCUAUGAGGAAAGCCUGGGGGAAUCCUCCUGCACUGGAACAGAAGAGGGUGGAGAUGAUAAGGAGGACAGGUGGCACAAGAUCGUGCCACCGACAGAGAUAGCAUCCAAUGGCACAAUUCCAUCAGACAUGAGAGAAAAGUCCGUUCACGAAGAGGCCAGUCCAGUGGUCAUAUGUGACCUACGACUAAGAGGGUCAAGUGGGCAGGUCUGGAGUGGGACGGAGGAUGACAUCACAGAGGAGCCGGACUUGACCUCCGUGGAGAGGUCUUCCUCACUGUCCUUCCUGGACUGGCAGAACAGGGAUGACUCGGACGUGCAGACUACGCUGGCCAUCGAGGUGGACAUCAACAAGACGGAGGUGGUCCUGAUCGACGAGGACGACGACAUGUCCCUGAGGGAGAAGACGGUGACGGACGUCUCGAUGAUGGACGGGAACGCAGCGGAGCUCGUGUGCGGGAGACUCCUGUCCAUUUCCACAGACUCGUCCUCUGAGUGCAAGCAGGAGAGCCUAGCUGCCGAGACUCCACUACCGGCCAGUGAUGAAAUCAAAAAGCGCCGUUGUUGUUUUUGCACAAUCCUAUGAAUGCUUUGUAUUCUUGCACAUGGAAGGGCGCACUGAUGCACAUGUAAACACCCUGCACUUUCACCAGAUUUUUUUUUAUGGUUUUUUGGUGGGACUCACUUUUAGCUUGGCUUUGUUUCAUUUAUAUUUUGAGCAAGCUUACUUAACUCAUUGAAUGCCAAGCUGUUUUCGGAAGCUUUGUCCUAGAG